Molecule: messenger RNA, 2055 nt
Organism: Lolium perenne
Lineage: Eukaryota; Viridiplantae; Streptophyta; Magnoliopsida; Poales; Poaceae
Source: RefSeq, a predicted model, not a curated record
GCCUACUUCCUUAGGAUUAGAGUGCAGCCUCUUCAGGCUCGCAAAAAUCCCCUUUGGACGUAUUCUGGUGAAAAUGACGCCAACAGAAUCUCCAGUGAUCUUUCUGUAAAGGACUUGGAAAAAUUGGUUCGAAGAAUUUCUCGAUUAGGCAAGAAGGAUCCUAUUCCCUCCUCCUGUCGAGUGGAACCAUACAGUGCUUCCAAUCCUCUUCCCGAGGUAUUUUCUCUUCUCGAAGUUCUAUCUUGUUCUGAACUGUUCCUCGUAUCUUAUUGCAGUGGUAUCUCACUUAUUCUCUUUUGUCACUAUUUCCUUGUAGAAUCAUCCUACUAUGGCUUCCCUUCCUCCUCUUCCUGAGGAUGGAGAGGUCGAAGAAAGAGCCGUUGUCGAUGAUGUCAACCAGGAGACCCCCUCUUUUGUGAAUGAACCCGCAGAUUCUCGAAAAUCUGCGGGAUCUACUGAGAAGGAUGCUGCCUCUGAAGAUACAACAUCAGCGCAAUCUCCUCCUCCUGCUGUUUCUCCGAAGAGCAAAAGGAAAAGGAGCAAUGCCGAAGAUUCCGGGACCUCGAAACCCGAAGAAACUGCUCCUGCACCUCGAAAAGCAGCUUAUGAUCCAUACAUCGAGAGUAUCAUCAGCUCUGAUGAUGAAGAAACACCAACUUUAGAUGUGGCUGCUCGAACGAGCACGUCACAUACUUUAGUUAUUUCAGAAAAACCAGUUGAAGGGGAGGAAUCGUCGCCUCCUCAACAAAAUGUUGAUACAUCUACUCCUUCGAGCCCUCGUGCCCCUUCACCAAAAAGGGCACGGGUUGAAAAGAUUGUUGAUCCUGCCCCUCAGUUGGGCAGUUCGUCGCCCCCGCUCCUAGAUGAUCCUAUGAUCAAGGAUCUUCUCCGCAUCGGGUCCCAAUUUAUUGGGUACCGUGAAUAUGCCGCCAGAGCCGAAGAAAAACUUUCAGAGGCCAACGAACGUGUCGACGCACUUGCUCAAAAACUCGAGCAAAGUGAGGCGGCUCGCAAGAAAGCUGAACUUGCUGCUAGCAAAGCCAAGGCCGAGGUUGAUGAAGCCAAGGUGAAAGCUGCUAGUGUCGAGGAACUGCAGAGAAGGCUCAAAGAUGCCGAAUCUGCCUUAGAUGAGCAGAAAACUGCACAAACUGUGCGUGAACAAGAGAUCAUCAAGCGUCUGAAGUCGCAAAGUCGACCCCAAACAAACCAAGAUUUUGAUCUGGAGAAUCCCGUCAAUGACCCUCUCCUUGAUGCACUUUCUCUUCUGGAGUUCCAUGGGCGCGAAAUUCGUGAAGGCGUGGCCAAUGCCAGUGCGAGUUUGUCGGCGUUGUUCCCCUACUUCUUCCCGAAGAAAGAGGAACCUUCGACUUUCCUUGCCCUUGCCAAGCUUUUCAAUUCGUCGGAAGACCUGGGAUUGAAGAUGCGUCAGGAGAAUAUGAAGGUUGCUGUCGAGAGUACUGUUGCCCUGGUUGCUGACAGCCAACAGACGCUUGAUUGGAUGAAGGUUGGCGACACCAGCCAGGUAGAGCAUUCGAGAUGGAGGUCGCUGAUCAAGGCAGCCAAGCCCAACACGAAGAAGAUCUUGGCGUAUCUGGGGAUCAAGCCAGCUUCGACUCCUAGCUCCUCGAGGCCGGAGUUGAUAUUUGAUAACUAUACUCCAACUUCCGCUCCUUCCAAUGUAUCGCCUUCUUCUCGUGCGAGGAGAGCUUUUGCUGAUACUGCACCUGUCGACGAUACCUUGUCGCAAGAACUGGAUGAACUUCGGCAGCAACUUCAGUAUGCGAAGAAGCAAACACUUGUGAUGAUGGAGCAAUCUCGUAAGUCAUCUGAAGCCGAAAAAAUUGCUCUUCAACAAUCUCACGAAGCCGUGGUUGCUAAGGAAAUUGCCGCUUCCGAGGCUGAAAAGGCAACUACUCGAGAAAAUUUCAUGCUCGAAUUAAUGAAUGAAGCCAGUGCAGAUAUGUCGGGUAUGCCUGUUUCAUCCGCUGAUAUUCUUUAUCUUCAUGCUAUUGUUUCUUAGAGGUUUCCACUUCUUUGUUUUGAUAGGUGCCUUUA